Messenger RNA from Nanorana parkeri, 3449 nucleotides. RefSeq names its product myosin IA (gene MYO1A). The record is from RefSeq and is a predicted model, not a curated record. Gene Ontology annotation, cellular component: plasma membrane; myosin complex; vesicle. Bases 159 to 3392 code for a protein of 1077 amino acids. The transcript has 29 exons. NCBI's taxonomy places the organism in Eukaryota, Metazoa, Chordata, Amphibia, Anura, Dicroglossidae. Gene Ontology annotation, molecular function: actin filament binding; ATP binding; microfilament motor activity. Gene Ontology annotation, biological process: vesicle transport along actin filament; actin filament organization.
GCUCCAUGUGAGCAGACGCAAGGAUUCAGCUCCUGAAGUUUGGUGUUAACGGUCCUCUGGGAGUCUUGGGAGAGCCCUAGGGAGAGCACAAUUAAAUCCCACCAGCUACACCACAGCUCUCAGAAUAACCCUUCAUCCUGGUGGAAAGAUCUGCAACAAUGGAUUUCAGCUCAUCUUUUCUGGAUGGCAUGGUUGGGGUGGGUGAUAUGAUUCUGCUGGACACACUGACAGAUGAUUCCCUGCUCAAGAACCUGAAGGAAAGAUUCAAAAACGAUGAAAUCUAUACGUACAUAGGAAAUGUGGUUAUAUCGGUAAACCCCUACAAGCAACUUACUAUCUACACCCCAGAGAAGAUAGAGGAGUACAGGAACAGCAAUUUCUACCAGCUGAAGCCACACAUCUAUGCAGUGGCUGAUGAGGCAUACAAGUCCCUGCGUGACCGUGACAAGGACCAAUGUAUCCUAAUCACAGGGGAGAGCGGUGCUGGAAAAACUGAGGCCAGUAAGCUGGUCAUGUCUUAUGUGGCAGCUGUGUGCGGAAAAGGAGAAGAAGUGAAUCAAGUGAAAGAACAACUCUUGCAGUCAAAUCCUGUUUUGGAAGCCUUUGGAAAUGCAAAGACCAUUCGAAAUGAUAACUCUUCCAGAUUUGGAAAAUACAUGGACAUCGAAUUUGACUUUAAAGGAGAUCCUAUGGGGGGAGUUAUCAGUAAUUACUUGCUGGAGAAAUCUCGGGUGGUAAAACAUGUCAAAGGAGAAAGGAGCUUUCAUAUAUUUUACCAGCUGAUUGCAGGAGGAGGAGCUGAACUUCUAGGAAAACUUAAGUUGCUUCCAGACUGCACCAACUAUGUCUAUCUAAAUAAGGAUUCCAGCUCUUUAUCGGGGAUGAAUGAUGCUGAAAACUUUCGAAUUGUUAAGGAUGCCAUGAAAGCUAUUGGAUUCCAAGAUACUGAGGUUACUUCAAUCCUGGAAAUUGCUGCAGUUGUUCUAAAGCUGGGCAAUAUUGAGAUAAAAGGACAAUUUCAGGCUAAUGGAAUGGCCUCAAGCUACAUCACUAAUUCUCAGUAUGUUAGAGAGAUUGGCUCACUGAUCGGCCUUGAUGCUUCCAUACUAGAAAAUGCUUUCAGUGUGCGUACUGUGGAAGCCAGACAAGAAAAAGUGGUGACAACACUGGACGCAAGCCAGGGAAUUUAUGCCCGGGAUGCUCUAGCAAAGAACAUGUAUGACCGACUGUUUAGCUGGCUGGUACAGAGGAUCAAUGAAAGCAUAAAGGUGUCUGAAUUACAGGGAAAGAAAGUGAUGGGUGUGCUGGACAUUUAUGGCUUUGAAAUAUUAGAAGGAAACGGGUUUGAACAAUUCAUUAUCAAUUAUUGCAAUGAGAAGCUUCAACAAAUCUUCAUUCAAAUGACAUUAAGAGAAGAACAAGAAGAGUACACAAGAGAGGGAAUCGAAUGGACUCGUAUUACCUUUUUUGACAAUGAAAUCAUCUGUAAUCUCAUAGAGGAUAAUACCAAUGGCAUUUUAGCAGUGCUUGAUGAAGAAUGCCUGCGCCCAGGGAAUGUCUCGGAUGCCACCUUUCUAACCAAACUAGGAGUAAAAUUCAAAAACCACAACCACUUCAAAAGCAAGGCUACACAGAAUGAAAAACGUAUCACUGACACCACAUUGGCUGACAGCGCUUUCCGCAUAGAACACUAUGCUGGACAGGUCACUUACAACACUGCUGGUUUUCUGGACAAAAACAACGACCUUCUCUUCAGAGAUCUCUCCCAAGCCAUGUGGAAGGCCAAACAUGUGCUACUGAAAUCUUUGUUCCCAGAAGGUGACCCAAAGAACUCCUCGCUGAAACGUCCACCCACUGUUGGCUUCCAGUUCAAAACCUCUGUGUCAACACUUAUGAAGAAUCUGUAUGCCAAGAACCCCAACUAUAUUCGAUGUCUGAAACCCAACAACACAAAGAAACCAUCUCUGUUUGAUGAUCAGCUUGUUAAGACACAGGUCAAGUAUCUGGGUUUGCUGGAGAAUGUCAGAGUUCGCCGUGCUGGAUAUGCUUAUCGGCAGGUGUACAGUGCUUUCCUGAACAGAUACAAGCUGCUGAGUAAACAAACAUGGCCCCGUUGGGAAGGGGAUCCAAGGGCGGGAACUGAAGCUUUGUUAAAUGACCCAAAUGUCAACAUUUCAAAAGAAGAGCUUGCAUAUGGUCGAACCAAAAUAUUCAUCAGGACUCCAGAAUCACUCUUUGACUUAGAAGAGAAGCGCAGGAAGAAGCUGAAUGAAUUGGCUGCCCUCAUACAAGCCUUCUUCCGUGGUUGGAAGCUGCGUAAACAAUUUUUGCUCAUGCGACAGAGCGAGAUCGUCAUUGCUGCAUUUUACAGAGGAAAUCAGCAAAGGAAAAAUUAUCAAAAGGUGCGGUACUCUGCUUUACUUUUGCAAGCCUUCAUCCGAGGCUGGAGGGCUCGUGUGUUGGUGAAAUGCAUGAAACUACAAAACUGCCAGGAAAAGGCAGCAUCCACUAUUUGUGCUUAUUGGAGGGGGUUCAAGGUGCGGAAGGAAUACAGGAAACAAUUCCGCUCUUCUUCAUCAAAAAUGUUGGCAAACUUCAUCUACAGGAGAAUUCUUCAAAAGUAUUUCCUUGGAUUGAAAGGCAACCUUCCCUCUAUGUCACCAACAAACAAAACAUGGACAGAGCCAAAAUAUAAAUUUCUCAUUCCUAUAAAUCAAGAACUGAUGAGGGUAUUCCACCAAUGGAAGUGUAAGAAGUUUAGGCAAGCAUUAACCCCACAACGCAAAGCUAUCCUUGAAGCUAAAAUGUGUGCCAGCGAACUCUUCAGAGGUAAAAAGAAAUCUUACCCAGCAAGUGUUCCAAAGCCAUUCCAGGGGGAUUAUGUGGGCAUACAGAAUAACCCCAAACUUCAAAAACUGAGUACAGCUGUUCCUGGUAAAAUAGAAGUAGCUGCAAACGUCCAAAGAAUCAGUAAAACUGAUGGCAAGGGAACUGCCACCAUAUUUCUAAUGACGAAAAGUCACCUUGCUCUUGCGGAUUCUAAAGGACAAGUAAAGGCAUUAGUGAAGUUGGAUGAGAUUGCCAGUGUUUCUGCUAGCAAGUUCAAUGAUGGCAUCUUUUUUAUUCAGCUCACUCCGACCGCCACGCCAGGUGGAAAGGGAGUAAGUGACAUCUUAUUAACCAGUGAGCAUGUAAUAGAAAUCCUGACUAGACUACACCAAGCAGUACUGGAAUUAACACAAAAGAAGCUGAACCUGCAGAUUACUGAUCAGUUUUCUGUGAAAUUCAAGAAGGACCCAGUAGCCGUUAAAUUUGUUGAAACUUCUGUGCAGAAUGGCAAAGGGCCAGUGUUCAAGAAGAAAGGAAGCCAAAUGGUGGAAGUGUAUGUGUAGUGAGAAUUGUGCUGCUAGUUGCUUGAGAAAGUUUUACCCUAAGGAAUCAAUGGACUG